This is a messenger RNA of Adineta steineri, 1083 nucleotides long. Lineage: Eukaryota; Metazoa; Rotifera; Eurotatoria; Adinetida; Adinetidae. The record is from the annotation of a GenBank genome assembly.
AUGCAUCUACGUUGGAUAAUAUUACUUACUACAUUUAUAGUUGUUAAUGCACAAAGUGAUCUACCAGCAACACCUCUUUUCAUACGUGGAUUAUGGUGUCUUGCAAAACGGUCACAAUCAACACAAGCAUAUACACAAACUGGUCAAGCUUUUUUCUAUAAUAAUGGUACAUUUACAUUUAAUUAUCUUGAUAAUCCAUCAUCUACUUGGAUCAAUCAUUUUGUGGCAGUGAAUAAUACAGAUGGAAGUGGUGGUACUUAUCAAUUCUUCACAAUGACAACACAAGGUUCUUCACAAUAUUUAAAUAAAACAUCAUGUUUUUGGCUACGAAGAUUAAGUAAUGGUGAUGUUGUUUAUGGUCGUCAAUCAAAUGGUAGUUGUACACCAACAUUUGAAAAUGAUACAUCAUCUGAAACAACUCAAUAUACACGAAAUCCUACAACAUGUCGACUUAUUGAUGAUGAAAAUACUAAUCUUGUUUUAUCAAGUACAUCAUUCGAAACAGGAACACUUCUUCCAUUUGAUCGACGUUUACCAACAGCCAUACGUCAAGGUGUUGUUUUCUAUGGAAGUUCAUCUAUUGUAAUGUGGAAUACUUUAGCACAAGAUUUUCCAGAUUAUACAACUCUAAAUCGAGGUUUUGGCGGUUCAACACUUGUUGAAUGCUUUCAACAAUAUAAACGCAUUGCAUAUCCAUUAGAACCAAGUGUAUUUAUUAUUUAUGCUGGUGAAAAUGAUAUUGCUAAUGGACAACCUGCUGUCGCUCUUCAAACAGUUUUCCGACAGUUUAUUCCACUUAUUCGUCGUUUUUAUCCUCACAUACCGAUUGCUUUUAUAUCGUUAAAACCAAGUCCAUCACGUAUUGAUAAAAUGAAUCAGAUGAAAGACGCUAAUAAUCGCAUUCGAGAUGAUAUUCGUUUAUUAUAUCCUGGUGUGACUUUUAUUGAUAUAUGGGGAGAUAUGCUUCUACCUGAUGGACAACCAAAUCGAGAUUUAUUUCUAUCGGAUAUGUUACAUAUGAACAGUAAAGGUUAUGUUAUUUGGACAAAAGCAGUUGCAAAUUAUCUUCAAUCAGUUUUUUAA